GUAUAGAAGUCAAAACACAAAAAAGAAAAACGCAAGAAGGAAAAAAGGAAAUGCUUGUGCUAAGCCAAGCUCCAGGGGGAGCUCUAUCGACCAAGAGAUGUUCCCUCUCAUCCCCUCCCAUUCCCAACUUCAGCAAACCAAAUCCUCUCCUCUUCUCCUACCGCAGACACAAAUUCAGUCCCAGGCCCUUCGUCAAUCUCACGCUCGCAACCAAACAAGAUAUCUCUACCUCCUCCUCCUCCUCCACCAAUCCUUCCCCUUUUCAAAAUGACCAAGAAACUGUUUUCGUGGGUGAGGAAAAUGUUCCUUUGGAGGGGGUCAUCCAGUUUGACAAACCCACUUCUUCUUCUUCUUCUUCCCGUUUAGACAAAUGGGGUCGGGUUGCUUUGCUUGCUGGUGGGGAUGUUCUGGCUUUGCUUUUGUUCGCCGCAAUUGGGAGGUUCAGUCACGGCUUCUCUGUCUUUGACGCUGAGACGCUGCGCACAGCGGACCCUUUUAUUGCCGGGUGGUUUUUAAGUGCUUACUUCCUCGGAGGUUAUGCGGAGGAUGGCCGUGGAAUGAAUGGUCUUUCAAAGGGCGUCUUUGCGGCUGCUAAAUCAUGGGGCCUAGGAAUUCCGCUGGGGAUAAUUAUAAGGGCGGCAACCUCAGGUCGUUUUCCACCUUAUAACUUUAUAGCAGUAACAAUGGGAAGUACUGCUGUUUUACUCAUUGGAUGGAGAGCAAUAUUGUACAAAAUUCUUCCGAAUGAUAAGAGAAAGACAAGUGAUGUAUAUCGUCGUGGCAACCCAUUUGAGUUGUUUGAGUUACUCACAUCAUUGGUACGAAGGUGGUGAUGACAAAAGCAAUUUCAUUUAUUUCUGUACGAUCGUAUCCUCAACGCAGACAUCAGUUUUGUCAGUGCUUUUCUUACUCCUUGCACUCACCUGCUUAAAUGUAACAGUUGUGAUAUCUUGAUUAGAUCUGUAUCUAAGUCAAAAUUUGAUUUCUUGA
Juglans microcarpa x Juglans regia is the source of this 990-nucleotide messenger RNA. RefSeq lists its product as uncharacterized. The transcript is spliced from 5 exons. The coding region runs from base 51 to 833 and encodes 260 amino acids. The record is from RefSeq and is a predicted model, not a curated record. Lineage: Eukaryota; Viridiplantae; Streptophyta; Magnoliopsida; Fagales; Juglandaceae.